AUGCAGACACUGCAUUUCUUUCUCUUCUCUGCCUACCCACUCUCUCAGGAAGAUGCAGUGAACCUGCUUUUCCUUUCUUUUUCUUUGUUUUCUGUUCCAGAGUUGAAAGAUGUUUCAGCUUCUGUGAUUCGUGCUUGUUUCUUGCCACCUCUCCCUCUUUCCACCUCUCCCUCUUGCCACCUCUCCCUCUUUCCACCUCUCCCUCUUUCCAUCUCUCCCUCUUUCCAUCUCUCCCUCUUGCCACCUCUCCCUCUUGCAUGCUUAUUUAUUUCAGUUUUCUUUAAAUUAGGACCUUCACAUUCCUGCAUUUCUCUUCUUUUGAAUUCUUCCACAAGUAUAUUUUGCUUUCAUCCUCACAUUUGCCUUCUCGGUGAAGUCCUCACAGGGAAUGACCACUCAAGCCAAGAUGUCUACCAUAUUUGGUGCAGAAAAGCAGAAGUUUGCACUGACCCCUGCUUUCCUCUUUCACAUGAUGUGACCAUGAUCAUGAGUCAUGUAACCUAA
Messenger RNA from Acanthosepion pharaonis, 504 nucleotides. The record is from the annotation of a GenBank genome assembly. NCBI's taxonomy places the organism in Eukaryota, Metazoa, Mollusca, Cephalopoda, Sepiida, Sepiidae.